AAAUGUCAGGCACCCCUUCCACAGUUUGAGUGCACAUGCAUCGCAUCUUUUGUUUAUAUCGAUCAAACAAACGUAAGAAAAAUUUAAUAGAUAUAGAAAGAAUCCGAUUGUUUUGCUCAAAAAAGUCAACAUUUUCUUCUUAAAUACUGGUAAAAUACGCAUAUCAAUGGAUAAAAUUACACCGGAGGAAUUAUUAAAGCUACGCGCUAACUGCAUGGAGCGCCUACGCGCAGCUGAACUCUAUGAAUUGCGCAAUGAUGCCAAGCUGCGUGCGGUGAAUACCACACAAACUUAUGAAGAAUUCAAAGAUAUUGUGGAUGCGGCACAUUUGCAACCAGUAAGUAAACAGGAUAAAAUGAAUGCGAAGACGAAAAGUCGCUUGUGGAAUUCAGCGGCACGGGAGAAUUGAUAUUGUGUUCUUCUUAACAACCAAAUUUUGGGUUUACAUUAAAAAUAAUUAUAUAAGAAAUGUAUUUGUCAGAAUUGUCAUCAAAAACACACAAGUGUAAAAUAGGGUAUUGUUUGUUUUUGAUGAAGUUGUGUUAUAAGUGGGCAUACUGUUACCGGCAUCGAUAUAGCAAUACUUAGGACACUGGAGCAAGCAUUAACUUUAUACUUAGCACAGAUGUUAACUAAAUAGACUCAUGGUGAUAUUGUACGUACAUAUAUAUAUAUAUUAUAAUAUUAUUUAUUGUAUAUGUACAUAUACAUGCUUUUUAGGUAUACAAGUAUACAUAUAUUUCUAUGCGAUCGUACAUGUGUAGAUAAGGAUAUAAACAUAAAAUUUGAAGU
Ceratitis capitata (Mediterranean fruit fly) is the source of this 792-nucleotide messenger RNA. Its product is annotated as coiled-coil domain-containing protein 103. Gene Ontology annotation, cellular component: outer dynein arm. NCBI's taxonomy places the organism in Eukaryota, Metazoa, Arthropoda, Insecta, Diptera, Tephritidae. The transcript is spliced from 2 exons. The record is from RefSeq and is a predicted model, not a curated record. The coding region runs from base 167 to 409 and encodes 80 amino acids. Gene Ontology annotation, biological process: determination of left/right symmetry; epithelial cilium movement involved in extracellular fluid movement; inner dynein arm assembly.